Nerophis lumbriciformis (worm pipefish) is the source of this 2046-nucleotide messenger RNA. The record is from RefSeq and is a predicted model, not a curated record. Lineage: Eukaryota; Metazoa; Chordata; Actinopteri; Syngnathiformes; Syngnathidae.
AUGACGAAAGGCCGAAUGUUUCUUUUGAUUUUGAUCGCUUUGGCCCCUCCCUGCACUAGCUUGGAAGCUGAGAGCGACACAAGGGGCUCUGAAUGCUUCUGUGAAGGGUCGUCAUGCAGCGACGCUGACAGUUGUUCGGGCCUGCAGUGCUUUACCUCUGCCUCCUUACUGAAUGGUACAUGGGAGUUUCAGAAGGGAUGCAUUGUGGGUAAUCAAGAAGAAAAGUGCGGGAUCCCGCCGACUCAUGAGUUGGUAAUGGAGUGCUGCUACGGAGAUCUGUGCAACAUGAACGUGACUCUACAGCAGCGUAUUAAAGAUGUGGAAGCGUCUGCCGGCAGACCAAUCCUCCGAGAGCAGGAGUGCGCGUGCGAGGGCGCCGCCUGCCAGCCCCACCGGCGCUGCGCCGGCCAACAUUGCUUUUCCUCCCUCAAGGUGACGGACGGCACCGCCGUCCAGCAGAAGGGCUGCCUGAGGGACGACGACGUGGGCCGAGCCACCUGCGCCACGCCGCCCUCGCCGGCCCACGUUGUCAAGUGCUGCCAGGGCCAUCUGUGUAACAUGAACGUCACUGUGCAAGCUCCGGGGAAAGAGGAAGUGAAGCCCCUUGUCAAAGAGAAGCAUGAGUGCGUGUGUGAGGGCAGCUCGUGCGCUACGGGGAAUCGCUGCAUGGGAAGCCAGUGUUUCUCUUCCUUGACCGUCAACGGCGGCUCUCUGAUGUACCAGAAAGGUUGCUUUAAUGUCUACGAGCAGAGUACGAUGACCUGCAAGACUCCACCUUCCAGAGACCAGAUUGUGGAAUGCUGCUUCGGGCACUUGUGUAACCUGAACAGCACCGUGCAGCUUCCCGUCAAAGCCGACGAGCUGUCAAACUACAGCGUGACCAUGCUGGCUGUCGUCAUCGUGGCGCCCAUACUCAUCCUGGUCGUCCUCUCGGCCAUCGCCAUUCUGGUGUUCAGACGCAUCCACCACAAUCAGAUGGAAAGACUGACCUCUCGAGAUGCCGAAUACGGAACCAUUGACGGUCUCAUUGCAUCCAAUGUGGGGGAAAGCACACUUGCGGAUCUACUUGAUCACUCCUGCACUUCAGGAAGCGGCUCCGGCCUGCCUUUCCUAGUUCAGAGGACCGUGGCUCGACAAAUCACUCUCAACGAGUGUGUGGGUAAAGGCCGCUAUGGCGAAGUGUGGCGAGGCCAGUGGCAAGGAGAGAGUGUCGCUGUGAAGAUCUUCUCCUCCCGAGACGAGAAGUCCUGGUUCAGAGAAACGGAGAUCUAUAACACAGUGCUUCUAAGACACGAGAACAUCCUGGGCUUCAUCGCUUCUGACAUGACCUCCAGAAACUCCAGCACGCAGCUGUGGCUUAUAACCCACUACCACGAGAUGGGCUCCCUGUACGACUACCUUCAGCUGAGCACGCUGGACGCGUGCAGCUGCCUCCGCAUGGCACUCUCCAUCGCCAGUGGCUUGGCGCAUCUGCACGUGGAGAUCUUUGGCACCCAGGGCAAGCCGGCCAUCGCCCACCGGGACCUGAAGAGCAAAAACAUUCUGGUCAAAAAGAACGGGCAGUGUUGCAUCGCCGAUCUCGGUCUAGCGGUCAUGCAUUUCCAAGACACCAACGAACUGGAUGUGGGUAACAACCCCAAAGUGGGCACCAAGCGCUACAUGGCCCCCGAGGUGUUAGAUGACUCCAUACAGAUGGACUGCUUCGAGUCCUACAAGAGGGUGGACAUCUGGGCCUUGGGCCUCGUUUUGUGGGAGGUUGCCAGGAGGACGGUCAGCAACGGCAUCGUAGAGGACUACAAGCCUCCCUUUCAUGACGUGGUGCCCAGUGAUCCUAGUUUUGAGGACAUGAAAAAGGUGGUCUGCGUGGACCAGCAGAGGCCCAACAUACCCAACCGAUGGUUCUCGGACCCAACAUUAAUCUCCAUGGCAAAACUGAUGAAGGAGUGCUGGUAUCAGAACCCGUCGGCCCGACUGACGGCGCUACGCAUCAAAAAGACUCUGACAAAGAUCAACAGCUCGGUGGACAAAAUGAAAACGGACAUUUGA